ACGAGAGAAAGAAAGAGAGGAGGGGAGAAAGGCCGCACGGCGCGUUACGUCGGCGAUGUGUGCGGCCAGGUGAUUCCGCAAGAAACACUCCCCUCUUUCUCUCCCCCCAUCCCUCCAUCUCUCCUUUUCUCGCUCUCUCUCUCUCUCUCUCUCUUGACCGCCGUCGGCUCUCGCUCACUCUCGUUCCGACUCACACCCUCUUUGGCAUAUAACCUCAAACCGUCGGCGAGCUCGUGUCGCGUCGCUCGACGAUCGCCGUGUUUCCCGCGGCUAACCGGGUCCCGAAUGUGCGUGGUGCGGUUCCUGCUGUCGCAGCGGGUGUUAGUGAGUUCUCGGAGUUUCUCACCACAUGCGACUUGACAACGUAAAGAUGCCUUUCUGGGAUGCUUCUUCCCUUCUCAGGCCGUCCCUGACAGGCGCCGUCCUGGUGCCACGUUUUUCGGCGACGCGUAUUGGACCUAAGAGAUGAAGGGUGUGCGUCAUCACCCAGUUUCAGAGGUAGAAUCCGAUGUAUAUGAUGAAAGGGGCUCAUUAGCAUGCUGGAUAAGCGGCGGCUUCAUGCCUCCGGUACGUCGCCAUGCACCCUCAUCUUGUUGGUUGUUUUGGCACUAACUGGAUGCUUCUCGUUUUGGAUUCAUAUCGAUGGUUCAGGAUCACCGAUCCCUUACUCCAGCGGCGGUGUGGCCGCGCCAGGAUAUAUCCUUAUAUUUCCCGGAAACGUCACACCCUCCGCUCAACCGUAUUCUAUAAACGAACUUCCGUCCGAUGAUAAAUCCACGCUAAUCAACAUCACGGACUUUAGGUUCACCAUGAAUCAUAAUCCUUGCAACCGUACGCAGCCGUUGCUGCUAAUGUUAGUUCACUCAGCGCCAGGCAAUUUUCCGAAGAGGCAUGUUGUGCGGGAAACCUGGGGUCAACAAGCGGCGGACGUGACUUUAUUGUUUCUUGUGGGAUACUCGGAGGAGUAUCAAUCCAGGCUCGAGGAGGAGAAUAAGAAAUAUCAAGACUUAAUACAGGGAAACUUUCUUGAUGCCUAUAGGAACAUGACCUACAAGCAUGUUAUGGGAUUAAAGUGGGCUACUUAUUACUGUCCAAGUGCCAAAUAUGUACUUAAAUUAGAUGACGACGUUUUUGUUCAUUUACCGGCCAUGCUGGACUUUCUGGCGCAUGGCCUCUCGCCGUGGGGUGCAAGACGUCUGAUUCUCUGUGAUCUUCUGUCGGCUUCCGCAGUGAAGAGAUCCUGGCGCUCGAAGUGGCGGGUCUCUCCCCAGGAGUAUCCUGGUAGACUUUACCCCGCGUACUGUGCCGGAUGGGCGAUUCUAUAUUCUCCCGAUAGUGUAUUUAUACUGUACCGCGAGGCUCAGAAGGAGCCGUACUUCUGGAUCGACGACGUGCACAUUACCGGGACACUGGCUAGGAAAGUAAAUUUAACGCAAACCUCAUUACACUCUUGGGUGCUUACGGGCGAGAGCAUGCGGGACCUGCUGUCGAAUCCAAGCGCUCGACGGGAUUUUCUGUUCGGGCCUCCGAACCUGUCGGAAAGUGGGAUACGCGCCUUACAUAGCCUGGUUACUAAAUCACGGCCUAGCAGUGAAAGCCUAUCGAAUUAAAAAAAUGUCUAAUAGGAGAAUUUUGUUAUAUUUCGGUCUCCCCGAUGCGAAGACAGGAAACAGAAAGAGAGAGUGCUCUCAUACUUUCCGCGUAUCUUAAUUCUACGGUCGGUAUAUGUAUACAACACACACACAACAGUUCAAUGUAAGUGUUCGAUUAUUUGCACAAUGUACAUACAAACGCCAUGUUACAUACGACAUACGCGCACGUAAUAAUGCGUUACAUUAUAUAUGCAUAUGUGUACAUAGAUAUAUAUAUAAAUAAGGACACAUCCACGCGUCGAAUGCAUAUGCAUGUGUAACAAAUUAUUACGGGAUUACCUGCGAUUGUCCGACUUGAAGGAUUGAAACCGAUAUCACUUCGAUCAACGCAUCUUUCCUACUUCUCUAUCUAUGCCAUAGGUACACGACGAAAGACUUUUUUAUAGCAAUUCUCGCACUUCCAUUGCCAAGAAUAGCGUAUAGGACACACGUACGUGCACCUAUCAGGAUCUCAGCACAAUAACGUCGACGAUAUAAUACCGGUUUCAAUCCCCGUACUUAACAGUAUCACUUACAUACAUACAUAUUUGAACGAUACACUCAGAUAUGUACGAUAGUUUUGUUAUAUCUGAGUGAUUUAUUUAUCAAAGUAAGAUUUCAGCAUCCUUUAUGAUUUAUUUUUUAUUCCUUUGAUUUAUUCUAGAUUGUAAUCGAUUUGUAAUCAGGGCUUGUGAUCAAAUAUUGCUUCAAAUCAAACUGAUUUUUAGAGACGUUAAUGGUAAAUUAAUAUUUUCAGUUUCACGCACUUGAAAUUUUACAAGAAUUUCAGACUUUAUUACUAAGAAGAUAACAAUAUCUAAUUGUUUAUAUUAUAAUUACAGUGUAAAUAUAUUUGUUUGUUUUAUAUAUAGAUUAUAUUAAAGUCUCUAUCAACCAUUUACUAUAUACAUACAUAGGACGCACAUAUAUACGUAUACGCACAUGUAAUUCUAGAUUUCUAUGCGAAGUACAGAGAUCGAAAAGAAUAUUUUGUAUUAUUUUCAAUCAAUGUGAAAAUACUCAUCAUCUAUAGCUAAUGACGUUUUCGUAAAGCAGAGUUCGAAAUAGAGCGAGUUUAUGAAAAUUAAAGAAGGAGAUUAAAACUCAUAAAAAUUGAGUCAUAUGUGAUCUUUAAGGAUCAAAUAAAUAUAUUGCACAAUUUUCGAUUAUACGUAUAGAUAAUAAUUAAUCAGUUUAGUAAACAAUUUAUGAGCCCUGAUUAUAAUCGAGUGAAUUAAAAUUAAAUUAAAUUUGACAAACUAUAUUAUUUAAGUAAUAAAUAAUUUGAGGUAAAAAUAAUUUGAAUAAUCUGAUCUGAUUAAUUUGUAACUAAAAUAUCGACGGAAUAUCAAGCAUUUAUUUAUUUUCUAUUUAUAUUUAAAUGAAAAUGUCAACAAUGUGAGGGGGAUAGUAUUAAUAUGUAAAGGUGACGGAAGGUGUACGUAAAAUUCCCGUAUCUCCUGAUUGAAAAGAUUCGCAGUGAGAGAAAUUUGCGGAGGAACAACUAUGUUACCUUAUUGUAAAUUUACUAAUCGGCGACAAGCAACGGAGGUUUGUCGUGAAGCCACAUUUGUGAAUGUACUUAAAUGUAAUGUAAUAACGAGCAAAUUUAAGAUAUUACAUUGUUACGCAAGAACAUUAACGAGUCGAAUUGUUACGUAGCAACAAGUACAACCCCAAAACAAGGGUCCACUCGCAAUUAGAUACAAAAAGGUCGCAGAUAUUCAUCCGUUUUUGAAUGUCUAUAAAUUGUUUCUUAUGUGAAUCCAUCAGUCAUCACGAUUUUUUAUCCGGUACAUGAAAGUACGUGCCUGCAAAGUAACGUAACGUGUCAAGCAUAAAAUUAUGCUAGCUUUCAGUUAUUGUGAUGAUUUCUUUAAAAUUGAUAGUCGAUGUGAUACUAUCCCGUUACUAUUUCGCAUUAUUGUUUUUUUCUGAAGUACAACGAAUAUGCGUUUAAGGAAUAAAACACGUGGAAUUCCACUUGCCAGUACGACGUUAUAUUCGGAGCCGAAUUUUCUGUUUGAAUAAUAGACGAAACAAAUUUGAACUUUUAUAUCAUUUUAAUGUAUUCGCAAAUUCCGAGAUUGAAUAAAAUAAAAAACAAAAUUUGCAUAAUUAUGUAUAAAGAAAUUGGUGAUUAUUAAUUGUUGAAAUGGCCCACGUAUUAUUCCAUUGGUUGUAAAAUCUUAUUUUUAUCCAUGUACUGAAUUCUUUUUUUUACACAGUAUUAUAUGUUACGUAUUGUUUCGAGAGGUAAGCAUUUCUAUUGCGAUAAUGUGAACUGUGAUCGCAUAAUUACGAUGUAACAUAAUUUUUGUGAUGGAAGAAAUACUUAUAAUUUCAAUAAAUAACGGAUUAUUUAAAUUAUA
This is a messenger RNA of Ooceraea biroi (clonal raider ant), 4003 nucleotides long. Its product is annotated as beta-1,3-galactosyltransferase 5. Lineage: Eukaryota; Metazoa; Arthropoda; Insecta; Hymenoptera; Formicidae. Gene Ontology annotation, molecular function: hexosyltransferase activity. Gene Ontology annotation, cellular component: Golgi membrane. The record is from RefSeq and is a predicted model, not a curated record. Gene Ontology annotation, biological process: protein O-linked glycosylation.